Pseudo-nitzschia multistriata is the source of this 929-nucleotide messenger RNA. The record is from the annotation of a GenBank genome assembly. Lineage: Eukaryota; Bacillariophyta; Bacillariophyceae; Bacillariales; Bacillariaceae.
GUAGGUACGUAGUACUCGUAUGUUCCCGAUCAGUGGGACUGGCAAAAUUUAAAUUUUUGAGAGAAUAGAUAAUGCUUCAUCUUGUUGUUGGCCCGGGAUGUACGAUACGUACGCACGCAGAGAUACCAUACUACAAUACGCGCCAAAUGAAACGACACAGAGAGCAGUUGGAGGAGAAUAUCAUCGUUAACCUCGCCGUCAUAUUACUUUAAAUACCUGUCGUUCAUAAAAGUAUUUUAAUCAGUAUUCAUCAUGAAAGUCGUUGCAUUUCUAUUGACAACGUUGAGCUGUGCAGGUGCCUUCACCUCGGGAUCAACCCGCUCAGGACGCAAAUCGUUCGGAUUGUUCGCCGAAGAAGCUGAUGUCGCCGAACCAGAAACUAUGGGCGCUGAAGCCAUCUCAGCUUUGACGAGUGAUGUGAAGACCCACUUUACUUCCGUUGACGUCGACAGCAUUCUUCCCCACCGUUAUCCAUUUGCACUUAUCGACAAGGUCGUUGACGUGGUACCAAACAAAAAAGUCAUUGGUGUCAAGGCAGUCUCGAGAAACGAAGACUUUUUCAAUGGACAUUUCCCUGGCCAACCAGUUAUGCCUGGUGUCAUGCAACUCGAGGCUAUGGCACAAUUGGCCGGAGUCAUUCUGAACACCGCAGACGGAAUCGAAGAAGGAACCAUCGGGUUUUUCGGAUCGGCUGAUGGGGUCAAGUGGAAGAAACCUGUUGUGCCUGGAGAUUUGCUCGUCAUGGAAGUUGAAAUUAAGAAAAUGAACCUGAGAUUUGGAAUCGUCAAGGCAAGUGGAAAGGGUUACACAGAUGGAGAUUUGGCAGUAGAAGUCGGUGAAAUGACCUUGAUGUUGGCCAAACCCGAAAAGAAAUAGACGACUUUCAUGCGAAGAAAAGAUUUUCUUCCUCACACUAUUACUAGCUAUGC